CUGGGGCAGAAAUACUUGUUGGUACAUGGGUGCCUGCACUGAACAUAUUUGAGACAAGCUUAAGGUGUGACAAAUUUGAUAAGUCACGGAAGUAUGCCUUCCUCUAUUAUCAGGAGCAUACAUGGUUGGAUUUAUUUAUUUUUCUCUUUCAUGUUCAGUAGUAAUCUUUCUCAUAUUGUAUUUACAUAUUGCCAAAUGGCUCACUGAUGGAUAUUGUCAAAGUAUAUCCUCUUGAUGCCGUUUGCGAUACACCUGAUGAUGUUCCUGAAGAUGUCAAGACAAACAAACGCUAUGCUGGAUUCUCAAAUUGGACUGUUAAGGAAAUGGCAGAGGCUGUGACGAAAGAUUUUGGAAGGAUUGACAUCCUCGUGCAUUCUCUUGCCAAUGGACUAGAGGUAACGAAGCCACUCUUGGAGACAUCUAGAAGAGGGUAUCUUGCUACAAUUUCAGCUUCGAGUUACUCUUUUGUCUCCCUGCUUCGGUACUUUCUUCCAAUAAUGAAUCCAGGCGGUGCUUCAAUAUCUUUGACAUACAUAGCUUCCGAAAGGGCAAUCCCAGGAUACGGAGGUGGAAUGAGAUAAGCAAAAGCUGCAUUGGAGUGCGAUACAAAAGUGCUGGCUUUUGAACUGCACUUGCUUGCCACAAAGCAUCAGAUGUUUCAUCUGAUUCCAACACCUCAAAGAUUCUAGGAUACACUUGGAGGAAUGAUAGCUUGACCUUAUCAUCUGGUACCCUCAAGAGUACUGGGAAGAAUGCCGACAAACUAAAAAAAUGGAGAGAC
Zingiber officinale is the source of this 781-nucleotide messenger RNA. RefSeq names its product enoyl-[acyl-carrier-protein] reductase [NADH] 1, chloroplastic-like. Gene Ontology annotation, biological process: fatty acid biosynthetic process. NCBI's taxonomy places the organism in Eukaryota, Viridiplantae, Streptophyta, Magnoliopsida, Zingiberales, Zingiberaceae. The transcript has 10 exons. Gene Ontology annotation, molecular function: enoyl-[acyl-carrier-protein] reductase (NADH) activity. The record is from RefSeq and is a predicted model, not a curated record. Bases 207 to 581 code for a protein of 124 amino acids.